CCACUCUCGUCUCCAUCAUGCCCGCCCAACUCCCCCCGCCGCGCAUCUACCACUCCGACUACCCGGUCCCCAUCCUCCCCGCCAUCUCCGUCUUUCACUAUCUCUUCCCCCCGACACCCACGGCGUCCGUGUAUCCGCAGGGCUCGUGGUCCCCCUCCCUCCCCGCUUUCAUUGAUGGGGUGAGCAGUCGCGUGCUCUCGCGCGGUGAGCUGCGCGAGACGGCGUUGCGCGUCGCCGACGGCCUGCGCCGCCUCGGCGUCAAGCCCGGAGACGCGGCGACGAUCUGGGGCGCCAACUCGCUCGAGUGGGUGCUUGCUGCGUACGGGUGUGUCGCGGCCGGCGUGGUUGUGUCCCCCGCGAAUGCCGCUUACGCACCACACGAGCUUGCGCACCAGAUGAACGACUCGGGCGCGCGCGUCGCGUUCAUCGCCCCCGACCUCCUCCCGACAUUCGAGGAGGCGCGCAAGGAGCUCAAAUACAAGGACAUACCGGUGGUGCUGCUCUCCGACAUGCCUGUGCGCGGACAUCGCGUGCUGGCGGACAUCUAUGGGGUGGCGAGUGAAGCCGUGUCGUUCGACGGGGUGCGCGCGCACGAGACCGCCUGGCUCUGCUACUCGUCCGGCACGACGGGGCUCCCGAAGGGCGUGAUGACGACACACCACAACAUCACGACGCAGAUCCAGACGACCAUGCCCGUCUUCGAGAAGCUCGAAAGCGGGCGCGACGUCAUCCUCGGCUUCCUCCCGCUCAACCACAUCUACGGCACGAUCUACAUGCUGCUGCUGCCGCUGGCGUACGGCAUCCCGACGGUGCUCCUCCCGCGCUUCGACGAGCUCGCGGCGCUGCGCGCCAUCCAGACGCACCGGGUCACGCUGCCGCUCUUCGUGCCCCCCGUCGUCCUGCGCCUCCUCCAGUCGUCUAACACGGCGGGGUUUGACCUCUCGUCGCUCCGCGUCGUCAUGUCCGCCGCGGCGCCGCUGCAGGAGGACUUGAGCGCGGCGUUUGAAAACAAGUUCCGCGUCAAAGUCAUCCAGGCGUACGGCAUGACCGAGGCCACGCCGGGCAUCACGUCCAUGAGCUCAGCCAUGGCGCCGGGGCGCGCCGGAUGGUCCGGCCGCCUCAUGCCCACGUACCAAGCGCGGCUCGUGGACGAGGGCGCCGACGUGCCGCCGGGCCAGCCGGGCGAGCUGUGGGUGCGCGGCCCGAAUAUCAUGAAGGGGUACCUUGGGAAAGAGGACUGCUUCGAGCCCGGCGGAUGGUUCCGGACCGGCGACGUCGCGGUCAUCGACGACGAGGGGUGGUUCAAGAUCGUGGACCGCAUGAAGGAGCUCAUCAAGUACAAGGGCCUGCAGGUUGCGCCGGCCGAGCUUGAGGCGCUGCUCCUCGAGCACCCCGAUAUCGUCGACACCGGCGUGAUUGGCGUGUACGAUAAGGCGCAGGUCACGGAGCUGCCGCGCGCAUAUGUUGUCGCGGCGCCGGGCGCGGAUAGGGCGCGCUUGCCCGCCGCCGUCGAUGCGUGGGUGGCGGCGCGCGUGGCGCAGCACAAGCGCCUGCGUGGCGGGAUCGUCGUGAUUGACGAAAUCCCCAAGAGCCCCUCGGGCAAGAUCUUGCGUAAGGAGCUGAGAGCGCGCGCGGAGAAGGAGUGGGAGGGCGCAGAGAGCAAGGCUAAGUUGUAGUGGGAUCAUUCAUAUGC
Messenger RNA from Cutaneotrichosporon oleaginosum, 1693 nucleotides. RefSeq lists its product as uncharacterized. The record is from RefSeq and is a predicted model, not a curated record. NCBI's taxonomy places the organism in Eukaryota, Fungi, Basidiomycota, Tremellomycetes, Trichosporonales, Trichosporonaceae. Gene Ontology annotation, biological process: secondary metabolic process. Gene Ontology annotation, molecular function: CoA-ligase activity.